Molecule: messenger RNA, 1146 nt
Organism: Aspergillus chevalieri
Lineage: Eukaryota; Fungi; Ascomycota; Eurotiomycetes; Eurotiales; Aspergillaceae
Exons: 1
Coding region: 1-1146 (381 amino acids)
Source: RefSeq, a predicted model, not a curated record
AUGUCACUUCCAAAGCAUUACACCAACGCUGCAACUCCCUCCCUAUCCUCAUCUCCCAGGCAAUUCGUCCGCGACCCUUCGAGAUCACCAGCUUCCCGCCCUCAGACCAUCGACCGACCUCCCACGACACAACCACCGGAACACGACCAGCAAACCUAUCUAGAUCAAAUAGAGAACCUUCAAUACGAGAAUGAUGGCAUCGCAGAUAUUCCAACCGGCCACCGCCAACCCUUCCAACCAUUCUUCACCUUGGUCGAGGACGCAAACACGGGGGAAUACCAUCAUCCAACAGUCCACUACAUCUUCUCCGAUGACGACACGGAUAUCUUGACCGAGGCUGCUGUACGGUCACUAGAGUCAGAGCAGGAUAGUUCUACCGGCGGAAAAAGACCAACCUCGUCACGGCAAGGCGAAAGCGGCGAAGACGGAUCACGCUACAAUGAAGAGGAUGAGCUAUCGGGUCUGAGAAAGGACACUCUUUUACCACCUCCCAUCCCCGGGGUGCGGGAUAGCUAUAUCAUUCUUGAUGUAGAACCGACUGCCAGGACAGACACGAAUCCGAAUAACGCUGGCGGCACCAAUUCCAUCUCAACCUCGCCUGCAACGAACCCGGCAGCCAUUCCACAGCAGCGGAACCAGCAACCGCAGCAACAAACUCCCCAGUUCACGGUCACCUCAGCCCAAAGCCUUACCCCCGCAUGGCAAGUCCUCAACACCGAGCUAGUCCCGGCCCCAACAUUUGAGAACAACACGUCAGGCGAAAAACCGCUCAACGGAGGACUGAUGCUCAAAAUCCAUGGCACGCCCGGGCUAUCACCGAGUACGGCUUUGAAAGAGAAGGAUAAAGAACGGGGAAGUCAGCGACUGGAAGACAUGAUGGACCAGUUUGCGAAGCGGAUGAGUGAGCUUAGGCAGGUGAUAGAAGCUGGGGAACAUAUGCAUCACGAAUCGGAUAUGGAACAGCAGCAAAGAGAUGGAGCGGGAGAACAGGAUCAUGUUGGAGAUCAACAGAGUGCGGAUAAUGAUAAUAAUACUACGGCAGGAACGACAGAGCAGGAGCCGCCAGGGAAUCUUGAGCCCCGAUCCGAUGCACCUGGUGAAGCUCGAUGCGUGAAUACAACACGCAGCACGGGAGAAACAAGGUAG